AUGACCGGCGUACAAAGACCCUUCUCUACCUACCGCCUGCUAUCAUUUGACAUCUACGGCACUCUGAUCGAUUGGGAAAAGGGCAUUUUACAAGCCCUCUCACCAAUCCGAGACCGUUUGCCAGACUCUUCUCCACUGAAAAGUACAGAAAAUGACCUCGCUCUUGGUAACGUCUUCACCAAACACGAAGCUAGACUUCAAACCGAGAAUCCAGGAGCGACAUACGACAAGAUCUUGCGCGACGCAUAUAUCGCAGUCGCAAAGGAAUUGUUGGGCAAUGGGCUGGGAGAUGAUCAAUUGCAAGCUGAAGGUGUAGCUUUCGCCGAUAGCAUCGCCGCCUGGCCUGCCUUCCCGGACACCGUCGACGCAAUGCGCAAACUCAAGCGGUUGGGUUUCAAACUCGUGCCUGUAUCGAACGUUGAUCACGGUUCCUUUGGCAAGACUCUUGCCGGCCCAUUGGGUGAUCUCAAAGAACCCUUGACUUCAGGAUCAGAACCGCUAGAUCCCUUUUUCGAUGCAGUGUAUACUGCGCAGGAUAUCGGGUCGUACAAACCUGACCUCAGAAACUUUGAGUAUUUGAUUAGUCAUGUCAAGGCUGAUUUUGGCGUGGAGAAACAUGAGAUUUUGCAUGUUGCUCAGAGCUUGAGGCAUGAUCAUGUGCCCAGUAAACAGAUUGGGUUGGAUAGUGUUUGGAUUGCAAGGGGAGAAGGUGGCGUGAGUGGAAUGGGAGGGGAUGUAAAGGAGUUGAUGGGCCAAGUGGCGUUUGCGUGGAAGUUUAAGAGUCUGGGUGAUUUUGCGGACGCUGUUGAAGCUGAAUUACAGAAAUAG
Talaromyces marneffei is the source of this 828-nucleotide messenger RNA. RefSeq lists its product as uncharacterized. The transcript has a single exon. Lineage: Eukaryota; Fungi; Ascomycota; Eurotiomycetes; Eurotiales; Trichocomaceae. Bases 1 to 828 code for a protein of 275 amino acids. The record is from RefSeq and is a predicted model, not a curated record.